CAAGAUUAAAAUUUGCUUCACACUCAAGGUCAAACGAUUGUACUCUUAUCCCCUUGGUAGCCUUGGUUAAUAGCGGUAGCCAGCAGCAACAGCAUCAGCAGCAUCAACAUAGAAAUGAUUCGUCAACAUGCUGAACAUGUAACAUGAAAAAUACAGCUUACAUAAACACGUAAUUAUAAAUUACUUCAUAACCUAUCCUAUCACCAGUGGUACGGGCACACAACACACACAUUAUCCUUUCAAAUCAAUAUGAUUUUAUAUAACUGCUAUCUAAUGAAAUUAAAAUAUAUACUCAUAAUAUUAUAAUAUAUACAGCAUACAUAUAUGUGUUCAUUCAGUCGAUCUGAAAUCAUACCUUUAUAUCAUCAUAACAAAAUUUAUAUGAAUAAGGUAUUUCUUAUUUUUACUAUCAUUGGUAUACUUUGCCUAAUCAGUGGAACGUCUAUUCUAUUAUUAUGGAUAUUUAUACCAGAAUAUAUACCAGAAUUAUCACAAGUCAGUGUGAAAAUUAGCGCUAUCAUAUGUACAAUCGGUGUGGUAAUUGUCACAGUCAUUAUUAUCUAUUUAUAUUGUCAACAAUAUUGUCUAAUAAGACGAAAUAACAAGAAACGACGAAAAAAACUGUCAAUCUAUAAGAAUGGAGUUCAUUAUUCUGAUGGGGAAUUGUAUUCUGAAAAUGAAAGUUUUGCUACAAAUUAUAAGCUAUCUGCUCCAAGUUCUUUAUCAAUGCCUGAAGUGUUCACUACCAAUGGUAAUCUAAUGCAUAAAGCCUUUGUAUCAUCACUUGGUUCAUUAGAAUUAGAAAAAUUUGAAGUUGUCGGAGUUGUACACAAAACAAGCUCGAAUUUAGAUUUUAUUAGUGUUGAAAAUAAUGGUGGUGGAAGGCAUAAAUCAGUUACUGACGACACGGAAACAUGCUCUCAUUCUUAUCGACGGUAUCGAUCAACUGGUUCACAUCCAAAUAUAUUGAUUGUUGAUCAAUUACCGAAUAUUUUCAGCGGGAAAACAUUUUACUUUCAUAGUACUAAUGAUACAGAUGGUAAUAAUAAUAACAAUAAUAAUAAAGACUAUGUACAUGCAACUACUACUACUACUACAACUAUAACUACAACUCCUGCUGUCACAACGACCCCGACUACUAAUACUGCUUGUGUUAAUACUGUAUCAAGUGAUCCGAAAAAGUUAUGUACAUCAGUUAAAAGUAUACCGUACUACCUUCUGCCAAGAGUAUCUAUUCAAGAGAUUAAUGAAAUCAAUUUGAAUUUCCCUGCAACAUCAUAUCGUCACCGGCAUCGUCAUCCUUAUCCUCACCAACCUCAGUAUAUGAGUGUUCGUCGAACAAGAUCUGAUAGAAUUAAACGCGGUAAAAUAAGUCGAUCAAUUCUAAUACCUACAGAUUAUUCAUUAGAUAGUCAUAUAUUAUUAUCAAGAUCAGAGAAUACACAACAAUUAAUCGAUAAUAAACCGUCUAUUUCAAGUAUUGGUUGUAUGAUUACUGAUCGAAGAAGUAGUAGCAGUGGAGGUGGCGGUGGCUGUGGCGGUCACGGUGGCGCUGUGGGUGGAGUUGGCUACCAUAACCACAGUGAUAACAGCAAUAACAAUGUAAAAAAUAACAACAGGUAUCAUUUACUUUAUACCAAUGGAAUUGUCCCUGGUCGAAGUUAUCAUCCGCAUAAGCCUAGUACCGAUUCAGAAAUAUCAACUAUGGAUAAUUCUAUCUCAUAUCUAUUCGGGACAACACCACCAAUUGGUCAGGCGAGUUUAUUUAAUCUAAACACUGCUAACACUAUUUUUAUUACUCAAAACAAUGACAAUAGUAGUAGUAAUAAUAAUAAUAAUAUAGACGACGAGAAAGGCGCAGAGUUGAACACUAACACCUCGGCACCAACAACAACAACAACGACUACUCCUACUACUACUACUACUGCUGCUGAUGCUGCUGCUGCUCUUGCUCCUGCUACUUCAAUGAAUUCAGAAGAAAAAGAUCCUCUGAAAGGCAAAUAUUUUGUUAUCAUGAAGAAUUGUGAUGAUAGUCAGUCGCCGCAUAAACCACAGCCGGUUCUCUCUUGCACAACGUUAUUCACCGGUGAUGAAGACAACUCAAAUAAUAAUAAUAGUAAUAAUAAUAAUAUUGACGGUGAUAAUGAAAUAAUCAGCAUAAAUAAUAAUGAUAACAGUAAUGGUGUCAACAGUCUGAAAUAUCUUCAAGGCAUCUAUUCCACGAAAUGGAAUGUAUUUCCAGUUUAUAUUGAAAAUGACAGAAUGAUUCAAUCGAAUAGUGUCGACAAGAAAAGUUUCCACAAUGAGGAUAGUGACAGUGGUGAUGGCGAUGGCGAUGAGGAAAAGAGAACACCUUCAAGUAUACCUACUACGCCUUCUGCUUCUCAUCAUCAACGACAACAUCGUGAGGGUGUUAAAACUACCGGUUAUUCAAUAUUCAAUCCUGUACGAUCGUUAAUUGAUAAAAUGAAACAACGUUGGACGAAAAGAAAAACUAUGAAAAGUAAACGAUCACAUCAUCAUCAUCAAAAGACAAGAAUGAAGAAAAGAACAACAAUAAAAAGUAUCAGUAAAGAAACAGUUCAAGAAUUCUCUGAAUUCUCAUUGACACAAGAUUCAAAUUUCAAUGAUAUUCUAUUGGACAGUUAUACCGCCAAUAGUAAUAAUAAUAAUACCAAUACCAAUAAUAGUAAUAAUAAUUAUGAAAAACAUCGUCGACAAACCAUCAUUACAAAUGCAUCGAUAUUUUCAUUACCAGCUAUUCCCCCGGCAUUAUGGAAUGCUGAACGUCCUGUCUGGAUAAUGGGUGUACCGUUAAAUAAUCCAGGCACUGACGAGGAUAUGGAUAAUGACAGUUACAGCAACAAUAAUAUUAGCGAUCAUUGGUUCACUGUAGAUACAAAUAAAUUGAUUUUAUUAAAAAGACAACAAUUAAAAUUAAAAAACAAUAAUCAGAAUCAGGAUAAUUUAACAGAUUUACAAAAUUUAAAUAUUACCGGAUCAUCAUCAUCAAUUUAUGCAUUUCAUGUACGUCCACCGCCAAGAUUGAAACCGGCUACGACAUCAGCGGCAGCUAUGGAGAAAUCAAUCAAUCAUCAUUCGCAUACACGUGCACGAUCUGUUGGACAAAUGUUGACAACUUGUGAUGAUAAAAGUCAGACAUAGCCGCAUCAAAAUAUAACUGUGACUAUAUAUGGAGACAGAUAUCCAUCCUCUGGGGGCAAUGGUAAACCACCGGAGCUCCAUGGGUCCGCUUUGUGGACCCCAACCCUUGGCGCACUUCAGUCUAAAGGGAUCGGGUAACUACUGGGUAGUAGUAGUAGUAGUAAUAAUAACAGUAGUGUGUCAUCAGUCAUAAUAUCAUAUACAAUAGUGGUGAUGGUAAUAAUAAUAAUAAUGUAAGUAUGGCUGUAUAUUAUGUAACUAACAACUGCACCGCCCACCACAGCAGAGGCUUGGUUUUAGGUCUCAUAAGUAUUUAAACCCCCUCGCCCUCCCUCCCCGAUCUCAUUGUUUCACUAAUUUUCCUCCCCCUUGUUAAUGAAGGCUAAAUAUUUCUUCAUUCCCACAAUUGUAAUAUUGUCUUCUAAGUAUAUAUAUAUUUUCUUUCAAUUAUGAAACAGCGCCGAACUCCUCCUGCCCCUCCUCCUGCUGCUGAUUUUCUAGGGUUCCAGUGAAUUAGGCUUUACUUCCUCUCCUCCUGUAAACAGAUUCUUUCACUUUUGUAGGCUACUUUACUUUGUUUGCUACAUAAAAUUUAUUAUAAAAAUCACACAUAAACACACAAAAUCAUUAGACGUACGACGACGUGCCCAUGGUUCCAAUAGUAGGAAUGGUUGGCGGCAGCUACGCAUGUGUGGGAUGUUCAAAUGACAACAGAUACACUCGCCUAAACACCUCGCAUCUAGUUUACUAGUCGGAUAGAGAAAGCCUGGAAAAAUGGGAGAAGAUUAACUAUGAGGCUAUCUAGCAAUAACCCCUCCAUCUAGGAAUACAAAGAAUGCGACAAUGAAUCGGAAUAAGACAAAUGCCAAUGCCCCACCACCAUUCACAUAGACAAAUAAAGUAUUGUACAUUGAUCAUAUUUUAUACUACAUGGCGGGGUUUUCCUUAAAAAAACAAAACAUAUUUCAAAUUCAAAGAAUGAAGGAACAGUUCUCAAUGACUUGUCUGUUAAUACUUCAGAGUCAGAGAAGGAACACACAUACACAGAAAUCAAUAAUAAGAAUAAAAAAGAGAGGAAAAAGGGCAAAUUCUUUGUAAUUUUAUAGUUUAUUAUCACAUAUAAUAUUUUUUUAAAUAAUAAUAACAACAUUGUAUUAAUAUACUUUCUUCUGAUAUAAAUAAGUCCUUUUU
Trichobilharzia szidati is the source of this 4356-nucleotide messenger RNA. NCBI's taxonomy places the organism in Eukaryota, Metazoa, Platyhelminthes, Trematoda, Strigeidida, Schistosomatidae. The record is from the annotation of a GenBank genome assembly.